AGAGAGGGAGGGGAGAGUUAGAGAGAGAGAGAGAGAGAGGUGUAUUAGAGUGCUAGUAGCAGACACACACACGUACACAGUAGAUGAGAUGAGGCUGUGGACGCGUGGAUGUUACAAGAUGCUGAGCGUCGCCUUGCUGUGCGUGUGCGUGUGCGUGUGCGCCGUCGGACGCGUCUCAGCUCGCUCCGACGUCGGAAAUGUGCUGGACGACAAGUGGCUGAGCGGGAGAUGGGAUCAGUUCCGAGAUGAGCCUGGAACCUGGACUCCAUCCAAGGCUUUGGACCAAGGUCUCCAUCCCGCCAAUGACCCCUGUUUGAAGGUCAAAUGUGGUCGCUACAAGGUGUGUGUGUCCCAGGACCACAAGCUGGCUACCUGUGUCAGCCAGAGGGGGGUGAGCUUUAAGGAUGCCAGCUUGUACCAGAGUCCCGGGUCAAAGUGCAAACCCUGCCCUGUGGUCCACCCCUCCCCCGUGUGUGGCACUGAUGGACACACCUACUCCACCAAGUGCAAGUUGGACUACCAGGCCUGCAUCAGCGGGAAGAAGAUCUCUGUCAGGUGUGCCAGCAUGUGUCCUUGCCCCGCUACACCUGAAGAGAGGACAGUGUGCAGUGAGUCAGAGGUGAAGGAGGUCAUAGGUCGUCUGAAGGACAUGUUCCAGGUGCUGCAUGACACCAGGAGAGACACCAGGAGAGACACGGUUGAGAAGAAGAAGUUUGAGGUGGGGGUGUGGCCCGCUUGCAGAGACCCUCUGGGGUGGAUGUUCUCCCACCUGGACACGGACUUGAACCUCCAGCUGGACCGCUCUGAGAUCAGGACUCUGUACUCGGACAGGAAGGAGCCGUGCUUCCACGCCUUCUUCAAGUCAUGUGACACGCACAAGGACGGCCUGAUUGGUGGCUCAGAGUGGUGCAGCUGUUUCCAGCGCUACACAGACUCUCCUUGCAGAGCUGAGCUCUCCUCCAUCAAUAGGAAGCACAUGGGAAAGAAGCUGCUUGGCCAGUAUCUGCCAUCGUGCGAGGAGGACGGCUACUAUCGCUCCCAGCAGUGCCACAGCAGCAGCGGGCAGUGUUGGUGUGUGGAUCGCUAUGGCAACGAGCGGGCCGGCUCACGCACCCACGGCGCCGCCGACUGCGGCGCACCCCUGGAGUCUUCGGGGGAUCCCGGCAGCGGCGACUGGACGAUGGCGGAGGACGAUGAAGAUUCGCUGGUACUCAGCGAGCAGGACGGCGAGGACGGCGAGGACGACGAGGAUGACGACGACGACGAAUACGUCUUGUAAUUUUAUUUUGUUUUUUGUUUUUUCCAAGAAAAGCUUGGUCAAAGUGUGUAGGCCAGCUUGUCCACGGUCCUAACUGUCCACGGACUAAAUCAUCAGUGUGGAUGUGGUCACAUGACCCGCCUCCUCCACUCCCCCGUCUAGACGUAGAUAAGAUAACAUCCUCUUCAUGUCAACUGUAACACAAGAAGAUUAAGGUGCAACACAAGAAAAGGAGAGGUGACGUCACAGUAGAUAAAGGUGCAACACAACAAAAGGUGACACAACUGUAACACACGAAGCUAAAGAUGCAACACUAGCAAAGGAGAGGUGACGUCACAGUAGAUAAAGGGGCAACACUAGCAAAGGAGAGGUGACGUCACAGUAGAUAAAGGGGCAACACAAGAAAAGGAGAGGUGACGUCACAGUAGAUAAAGGGGCAACACAAGAAAAGGAGAGAGGUGACGUCACAGUAGAUAAAUACCCAGCCAGCGUAGGAACAUUCCAUUGUUUAGUUAGCUUUGUGUCUGGGAGGAGUGGAGAGAUGAGUUUGCACAGGAAGGAGAGGAAGAGGAAGAGGAAGGUGAAGGUGAAGGUGUGCCUUUUCCUAGUGACAACAUUACUGACUUGGGGACAUUUUAAAGACCAAACAUUGUUCUAAUGAAUGAAUAUAUUAGUGCAGAUGUAUCUCACUACAUUUCUAUUUGCUGCAAAAGUAGGUUAAGACCAUUGAACAAACUGUAUAAAGAAUCUUGGACCACAACAGUGAGGAUGUUAGAAGAUGUCCACGCUAACAUGUAUCAUUAAUCACUAAUCAUCUCAUUCAUCCUGGAUCAAUUGUUCAGACUGAUUUACCCUCAUCCUGGAUCUUCUUAUUAGGGUGCACUUACCAUUUUCAAAAGAUAUAUAUAUAUAUAUAUAUAUAUAUAUAUAUAUAUAUG
Molecule: messenger RNA, 2196 nt
Organism: Entelurus aequoreus (snake pipefish)
Lineage: Eukaryota; Metazoa; Chordata; Actinopteri; Syngnathiformes; Syngnathidae
Gene: spock3
Product: SPARC (osteonectin), cwcv and kazal like domains proteoglycan 3
Exons: 11
Coding region: 89-1279 (396 amino acids)
Molecular function (GO): calcium ion binding; protein binding
Source: RefSeq, a predicted model, not a curated record